This is a messenger RNA of Cyphellophora attinorum, 3759 nucleotides long. Its product is annotated as Virulence sensor protein BvgS. The transcript is spliced from 2 exons. Bases 1 to 3759 code for a protein of 1252 amino acids. Gene Ontology annotation, molecular function: phosphorelay sensor kinase activity. Lineage: Eukaryota; Fungi; Ascomycota; Eurotiomycetes; Chaetothyriales; Cyphellophoraceae. The record is from RefSeq and is a predicted model, not a curated record. Gene Ontology annotation, biological process: phosphorelay signal transduction system; regulation of DNA-templated transcription; phosphorylation.
AUGCUCAGUCGUGCUGAAGAGACCGGCGGCAAUCGCACUGUCAGAAUGGCAAGAGGCGCAAGUGGCAGGCCUUCCGCAACCUCGUCACCCGCGCCGGCGCACAAGAUCUUCCAUGAAAUACUGCCUCCGGCACCAGUGCCGCCAGAUCCACGCACAGAGCACGGCGCAUACUUGCUUGAGUCUGUUGGUCUCACGGAGUACUUUCAGCAGGAAGAUCAGCCCAUCUUCGUAGUGGAUCUAUACGACGAUACACACGGUCUGGACCCCGAGCUACACCAUAUAUUCGCUAACGAUGCACUAUGCGAAAGACCUGUACUUCUGGACCAUGUUCGAGGCUUGGGCUCAGAUACUGCACAAGUUACUACUCUGGGAGCCCCGUUCGCCGACUUCAAGUCAUGGGCGCUGGGCCUCUUCUCCGAUCCUAACACCGUCAGAUCGUUCCCAUUCGCGGGUACAACAUGGAAGUCUUCCACAGUGUCGAAAAGGUUUCGAGUCAUUACAGGCAGUCUAGACUCCCUGCCGCCUCAAAUCCAGGAACUCAGCACACCAUCUGUCAUGCAACCAGUGAAUGGAUAUGUGCCUACCAGGAUACGUGAUCCAUCGCCAGGUUAUUUCGACCACAUACGACCCACGCGUCUGAUCACGACUAGCAUCUCCGGUAGCCUGGAUGGGCCUCUAUCACCACGGACUCCUAUAGAGGCACAACCGACACCGUCCGGUGAUAUGGGUCACGAAGAGCUUUUAGCGGGACCUCUAUCACCAGCUCCCGAGCAAAGAACGUUGCCUGCGGCUAACAAUGGCGAGCUCCUUGAGCUUCAGGACCAGAUCACCUCGGAGAAUGGAUCGUUCGACUGGACCAGGCUCCCACUGGGCCCAAAUCUGCCAGCACAUAUACAAUUUGCUCGUGGUAUCGACUGGGGUUCCACAAGCUUAGGUGCGAUUGAAGGUUGGGCUUCUGACCUGAGAGGCAUGUGCAACCUGAUUAUGGCAAGUCCUCAUCCGGCGGCGAUGUACUGGGGUCCUGAUCAUGUUGCCAUCUACAACGAGCCGUAUAUCUUACUGGCAGGACAGAAGCAUCCUACGCUCAUGGGUAGCAGAUAUUGCGAUGCAUGGUUCGAGAUAUGGGAUGCACUGCAGGAAGUCUUCGACAACGCCUACCAUAGUGCUCAGGCAACUAUGAAGGAUGAUGAUUGCCUGUUCAUUAUGCGGAAUGGGUUCUUGGAGGAGACAUACUUCUCGUGGAGCAUUAUACCUCUCAUCGGCAACGAUGGCAGUGUGGUUGGGCUUUACAAUCCUGCCUUCGAAAAGACUCGUCGAAAAGUCGCUGAGAGAAGGAUGCUCACACUGCGUGAGAUUGGCGAGAAGACAGCGGCAGCUCGGAAGGUCGAUGAUUUCUGGAGCCUCCUGAUCGAGGGUCUUCAGUUCAACGAGCUAGACACACCUAUGGUCAUGGUGUACUCGCUGACCAACGAUAUGCAGGAUCUGGACGAUCUUUCUACUUCUUCGAACAGCGGAGCAUCCACUAAGAUCGCGUCCCUGGAGGGCACGCUAGGUGUCCCAGCCCAACAUCUCGCAGCGCCCGAGACCAUUGACAUGAAAACCAGCAAAGACGGCUUUGCUCCGUAUUUUCGCCAAGCGCUCACUACAGAUCGACCGAUUGUCCUUAGACAGGACGACGGAACUCUGAACCCAGAGCUGAUUGAAGGUAUACAAUGGCGCGGCUAUGGCGACCCAUCUCGUGUUUUAGUCAUUUGCCCGAUACACCCUACGACUGGCGAGUCCACACUAGGGUUUCUGGUAAUGGGAACAAAUCCUCGAAGACCAUAUGACGAAGAUUAUGAGUUAUUCGUACAGCUUCUUGCGCGUCAAUUGGCUACGUCAAUAGCAUCAGUCGUUCUGUUCGAAGCGGAAAUCAGAAAGGGCGAAAGAGCGGCGCAGUUGGCUGCACAGGACCGCAUCGAGCUGAACAAUCAACUAGUUGCGAGGACGCAAGAGGCAGUGGAGGCGGAGAACAAGUUUACACGGAUGGCAGAACUCGCACCCGUAGGCAUGUUCAUUGCCGAUUCGAAUGGUUCUUUGUUCCUCGUCAACGACGCCUGGUACGACAUCACAUCAUACUCGCGCGACAAAGCUAUAAGCGACGACUGGAUCAACUAUGUCGUCGAGGAUGACCGAGCUCAAGUGCGCGAAGCGUGGCAAGUCAUGCUCUUGAACAGAUCGCCCAUCUCCCUCGAGAUUCGCUUCAAGACCCCGUGGAGAGACAAUCUAGGAAACACAAGCCAUACCUGGGUCCUCACAAGUGCCUCGCCGGAGAAGGAUGAAGAUGGCAAUCUGAAGAGAAUCUUCGGCUCCAUGACCGAUAUCAGCGCGCAGAAAGCUGCCGAAAGCAUGCAGACGAAACGUAUGGAAGACGCUCUAGAAAUGAAACGGCAGCAGGAGAAGUACAUUGACACAACUUCACAUGAGAUGCGCAAUCCUCUAUCAGCCAUACUGCAAAGCGCCGAUUCCAUAGCUGGCACUCUGACCGACAUUCGUAACGCUCGAGACCUUACGCAAGACCAGCGCGAGUUGCUUGAUGUUACUAUAGAUUCGGCACAAACAAUCACACUAUGCGCACAGCAUCAGAAGAGGAUCGUGGACGACGUCUUGACAUUGUCGAAGCUCGACUCGGCCAUGGUGGUCGUCACACCUGUGGACGUGCAGCCCGUCAGAGUGGUGCAAAGGGCGUUGAAGAUGUUCGAGGCCGAAUUGUCCACAUCAGAUAUUGUACUCGAGUUCAAGGUCGACCAGUCAUACACGGACUUGGGCAUCGACUGGGUCAUGAUAGACCCGCAUCGACUGUCACAGGUGCUGAUCAACUUGACGACCAACGCGAUUAAGUUUACCACGACACAAGAGAAACGGACCAUAAUUAUGUACGUUGGCGCAUCCACUGAGAAGCCGUCUACGGAGGACAAAUGGGGCCUUACCUACAUCCCGUCCCGGACAAGCAAAGAUCGCGAUGUCACAGCAGCCGCUCAAUGGGGUCUCGGGGACGCAGUCUUCCUGCACUUCGCUGUCGAGGACACUGGCAGAGGUUUGGACGAGGAGGAGAAGAAGCAGCUCUUCCAGCGGUUCUCCCAAGCAAACCCUCGUACGCAUAUAAGCUACGGCGGCAGCGGCCUUGGCCUUUUCAUAUCGCGGGAGCUAGUCGAACUCCAGGGCGGUGAGAUCGGCGUGGCCUCCGAAGCCGGCAAAGGCAGCACAUUUGCGUUCUACAUCAAGGCGCGGCGAGCACAGCAGCCACACAGCUCAGCAAGAGCGAUCUCGGACCGGUUCACCCUGGAGUGCACGAGCCCGCCACCACCGUCCCCGCCCACGUCACCAGCUGCACGCGAAGGCUUGAACGUGCUGAUCGUCGAGGACAACCUGAUCAACCAGAAAGUGCUCGCAACUCAGCUGCGCAAGAUCGGCUGUGUCGUGCACGUCGCGAAUCACGGGCAAGAAGCUAUCGAGCAGAUUAUGGCUUCGCAAUUCUGGGCCGCCCCACCCACCACUGUCGCUAAGAACGGCACGGUCUCAGACAACCCUCCAUCCCCCGCAAUAACGAUCGACGUCGUCCUGAUGGAUCUGGAAAUGCCGGUGAUGGACGGUCAGACCUGUGUCCGCCGUCUGCGACAAAUGCAGUCCGAAAAGCAGAUCAAGGGGCAUAUAUAUUAUUGCAGUGACUGCGAAUGCAAGGGAAGAGCAGAUCUUGAAUGCAAGAAAGAGUGGGAUUGA